This is a messenger RNA of Globicephala melas (long-finned pilot whale), 1849 nucleotides long. RefSeq names its product aldehyde dehydrogenase 7 family member A1 (gene ALDH7A1). NCBI's taxonomy places the organism in Eukaryota, Metazoa, Chordata, Mammalia, Artiodactyla, Delphinidae. The record is from RefSeq and is a predicted model, not a curated record. Gene Ontology annotation, molecular function: aldehyde dehydrogenase (NAD+) activity.
CCUGGUUCAGUAUGUGGCGAGUUCGCCGUCUGCUCUGCGUGUACGUUCCAAGGAAGAGCAAGCUCACGGGACCUUUGAACAGGCCUGCCGCCUUCAUGUCCACUCUGCUCAUCAAUCAGCCCCAGUAUGCUUGGCUGAAGGAGCUGGGGCUCCGCGAGGACAACGAGGGCGUGUAUAAUGGAAGCUGGGGAGGCCGGGGAGAGGUUAUCACCACCUAUUGUCCUGCUAACAAUGAGCCGAUAGCGAGAGUCCGACAGGCCAGCAUGGCUGACUAUGAAGAAACUGUAAAGAAAGCAAGAGAAGCAUGGAGAAUCUGGGCGGAUAUUCCUGCUCCAAAGCGAGGAGAAGUAGUGAGACAGAUUGGUGAUGCCUUGCGGGAGAAGAUCCAAGUACUAGGAAGCUUGGUGUCUUUGGAGAUGGGGAAGAUCUUAGUGGAAGGUGUGGGAGAAGUUCAAGAGUACGUGGAUAUUUGUGAUUAUGCUGUUGGCUUAUCUCGGAUGAUUGGGGGACCCAUCCUGCCUUCUGAAAGACCUGGCCAUGCGCUCAUUGAACAGUGGAAUCCUGUAGGCCUGGUUGGAAUCAUAACUGCGUUCAACUUCCCUGUGGCGGUGUAUGGCUGGAACAACGCCAUCGCCAUGAUCUGUGGGAAUGCCUGCCUUUGGAAAGGAGCUCCAACAACUUCCCUCAUUAGUGUAGCUGUCACAAAGAUAAUAGCCAAGGUUCUGGAGGACAACAAGCUGCCUGGUGCGAUUUGUUCCUUGACUUGUGGUGGAGCGGAUAUUGGCACAGCCAUGGCCAAAGAUGAGCGAAUGAACCUGCUGUCCUUCACUGGGAGCACUCGGGUGGGAAAACAAGUGGCUCUUAUGGUGCAGGAGAGGUUUGGGAGAAGUUUAUUAGAACUUGGAGGAAACAAUGCAAUUAUAGCUUUUGAGGAUUCGGACCUCAGCUUAGUCGUUCCCUCAGCUCUCUUUGCAGCCGUGGGGACAGCCGGCCAGAGGUGUACCACUGCGAGGCGCCUGUUUUUACAUGAAAGCAUUCAUGAUGAAGUUGUUAAUAGACUUAAAAAGGCCUAUGCACAGAUCCGUGUUGGGAACCCAUGGGACUCUAAUGUUCUCUAUGGGCCACUCCACACCAAACAGGCAGUGAGCAUGUUUCUUGGAGCAGUGGAGAAAGCAAAGAAAGAAGGCGGCACCGUGGUCUAUGGUGGCAAGGUUAUGGAUCGCCCUGGAAAUUAUGUAGAACCGACAAUUGUGACAGGCCUUGACCACAACGCGUCCAUUGUACACACAGAGACUUUUGCCCCAAUUCUUUAUGUCUUUAAAUUCAAGAAUGAAGACGAGGUCUUUGCAUGGAAUAAUGAAGUAAAACAGGGACUUUCAAGUAGCAUCUUUACCAAGGAUUUGGGCAGAAUCUUUCGCUGGCUUGGCCCCAAAGGAUCAGACUGUGGCAUUGUAAACGUCAACAUUCCAACGAGUGGGGCUGAGAUUGGAGGUGCAUUUGGAGGAGAGAAGCACACUGGCGGUGGCAGGGAGUCUGGUAGUGAUGCCUGGAAACAGUACAUGAGAAGAUCUACUUGUACCAUCAACUACAGUAAGGACCUGCCUUUGGCCCAAGGAAUCAAGUUUCAGUAAAGUUGCUUUCAAUUGACAUUUCAAGUGUUUCAGGCAUUGUUGCAUCUCUUUCUUCUGAAGAAGACGAAGAAAAUUACUAUUUGCCUUGAAUCAAUGGAUCAUUUUGAAUUUGACAGUGGUUAAUCCCUUAUGCUUCUGAAGCCUAAAUCAAGAGACUUUUUUAAAAAAUAAAAAUUUUCAUGACAUAACCUUAAGUAAUAAAAGAUAGAUUCGAUGGA